This is a messenger RNA of Esox lucius (northern pike), 5719 nucleotides long. RefSeq names its product pre-B-cell leukemia homeobox interacting protein 1a (gene pbxip1a). NCBI's taxonomy places the organism in Eukaryota, Metazoa, Chordata, Actinopteri, Esociformes, Esocidae. The coding region runs from base 306 to 2735 and encodes 809 amino acids. The record is from RefSeq and is a predicted model, not a curated record. The transcript is spliced from 10 exons.
AUUAGUGAAAGAAGAGGUCUGUUGUCUUUCACCUGUGCACGUCAAUCAAACCGUUUUCCUGACACCACACUUUACUCUGGUUGGCUGUUUGGUUCGAGGGACGUGACGCAUCCGGCCAAAUAGACAUCCCAUUGGAAAAGACAGUGCAACAUUGGAGUGACGCAGCUUGGAAUUCCCAACAUUUCCAAGUUCACGAUAGGAACGUUGUCUGUAAAAUAAUACCAACCGAUUAAGAUCCAUCCCAGAUAAAACAGGAAAAUAAGCGAGAAAAAGUUGUUGUUGUUCUGCUGAGCCUCAAGGGGGCAAUGUCUGACAACAGCAGCAGCACAGGCAGCAGUCGCAGCAGCCGCAGUGGCUCCUCUACUAACAGUUGGACCAUGCUGUCCCCAGAGGAAGCUGCUGAGAGCAUGGGCCCUGUGGAUGAUGGGACUGAGAGUCUAGGUGAUGUACCUAGUUUGUCAGAGGAAGUCGCAGGGGCAAUCGUGGAGUCUAAGCCAUAUGAACAAGAGAUUCCAGUAGAAACUGUGCUGUCUGAAGAGGGUCAACAGGUCUGUACUGUUUGCCAGGAAACUGAACCUGCUCCCUCCGAGGGUCCCGUCCCCUCCAGCCCCACCCUGUUAAGCCCAUUCGCGACGAGCAAUGUUCCCCUUGACCCUGACCCAGAGAGUCACCCUGAGCCCCCUAUUAUCCAUAACAUGGUGACUAGCUCCCCCACUGACAAUGAGCAACUCUCCAACAUGCCCUUUGUCACUCACGUCAACCCGGUUGGGCCACUAGAGGCUCAUUUCACAGAACCACCCCCCUUCGAGGUUGAGGAUGAGCUUGAGAUGAGCCCCGCCCGCGAGAGCCCAACCCUAGCUAGCCACGUUGAGACAAGCCCUGCCCCUGAGAGUCAUACCCAAGAAAGUAGUGCCCCUAGUGUCGAACCUGACACAAGCAUUCAUAUGAAAACUCCCACCCCAACCGCCCCCCCGUCUGACAUUGGUCCUGUAACAGAGAGCUCUGUGGACCUUCUAAGCUCCUCCCCAGAAACCACUGUCACUCAAGAAAACCUCGCCGCUGACAGGCCUUCUGAGACCACUGGUUCUGUUGAUAAGGCAGAAGAGCCGUUAUUGGAAAAGGACGACACAGAAUUGCCUGAAAAAGAGACUGAUGUACCAGAGGAUAAAGAAUCUCCCUGUAGCUUUGACCUUGGGAGAGCUGACACGAGCGCAGAGCAAGGGGACGGACUACGGAGGCGAAACGUGGCACCAUUGAUGAACACGUCAGAAGAUGAGGAUGAGGAGGAGGUGGAAUUCAAACUCGUCGAACGGAAAGAGGAAAAAAGAGGCUUGUCGAUCAACGUGUGCAUUGUGGGUGCAUUGGUUCUGCUCUGUCUAGGGUCCCUGUUCCUUUCUGACGACUCUGACGAGCUGAGCGAGGCAGAACAAAAACAGGACUGGCUAAAUGAUCCUCAGGAAAUGAAGGAGAUUAUGGAGAAACUGAUGCAAGAAAACCAGCACAUUUCCCAGUUAGAAAAUCAGCUCCAGACCCAUGAAGAGGAACUUGACUCUGCACUAAAUGCUGGAUUAUCAAUGGGUACUGAAAAUGAAAAAAGAGACCUGGAGCAAGAAAACAUUGAGUUAAAAGAAGAGCUGUCAUCCCUGCCUGGCCUUAAGGAGGAACUGGUGAUGCUAAGGGCCAGAGUGACAGAGCUGUCUCAACUCACAGCAGCCAACCUGGACACAUCCCAGCCACCAUCGAACCCAACACCACCCUCUACCGGCCAAAUGGGAAAGAAGAACCAGACCAGUGCCACUUCAGGGCCCGAGAGGAGGGAACUAAGAGAGGAGGUCAGGGUAAAGGAAGAACUUAAGAGGCAGAAGGUGCUUUUGGAGGAGAGCAAGAAAAGACUUGAGGGCAUGAAAAAAGAUGGGGGGCAUAAGAUGGAUGGAGAGUACCAGAAGAAGGUGAGGGAGAGCCUGGCUGAGAUCCAGGAGAGACUAAGUGAGCAGGUGGAGAGGAUGGGGAAGAGGAGUGAGGGCAAGCGGAAGUCAUGGGACAACAGGACCAAGCAGGAUGGGAAGAAAGGCAAGGAAAAUGUUAAAGACCACUGGAAAAAGGAUAAGGAUUGGAAGGGAGAGAAGCACUGGAAACACGGCAAAGACAAGAGCGAGGGAGGACGAAAGGACUCUCAUAAAGAGGCCUGGCGAAAAAAACAGGAUGAUUGGGAGAGAAAGAAGGAUGAUCGCAGGAUGGACCGGGAUAAAAGAAAGCAGGAGAGGCCCUGGCAGUCCAGGAAAGAGUACAAGAAGGAGUCCAAUCGUCAGCAUCAACAUCACCACCAGCCCCAGUAUGACCACACCAGCUUCUGGAAUCACCAGGAAGAGAAACUCAGACGCAACGUUCGUCCCCUGGCAGGCUGCAGCGGUGCUGAAGACUGCGCUAAACAGGAAGGCCUCUUCCCUGUGGAAUUGUCUGAAUUUGAGGAGUUGUUGGAUGGAUACCUGAGCAAGCUGGAGAGGGCCUCGCCGGAAAGCAAAACUGAGCUCCUGAAGCUGACCGCCCAGUUUUUUCAAGAUGGUGUGUUUGUACAUGACAAAAUUCUCUUUAGCGACUUCGCUGAAGAUGUUGCAGACAUUUUAGAGGACAUGGCAGACAUUCUGGAGGUGGAUGGUCAGGAUGACGAAACCCUCAAAGAGGAAAUGGAGGAGUUUGAGCGUGAAGCUUUAUGGAAAUUUGCAGCCACUGUAUAGAUAACCAAGUUGUGGAGAAAUUAAUGGAACACUAAGAUACAGCAACAUCUCUAUGUGAUGAUUUACAACAGUUGUAGUUGUUGUAGCCGGACUGUAGCUGUCCCUCACUCUGCAUCUGUAAUUAGCUGAGUCGUACUUGUCUCCAGGGACUGAGUUGUAACUUACCUGUCAGUUCAUGUCCUGUCAGCAAUGCUGCAUCCUACAUGUUGAAAGUUGUUAAACAGUCGAUUCACCUAUUGAGUUUAGCACUAAUAAAAUGCAACAUUACAGUUCAAGAUAAAAACAGGGUCAGACAAAAAGCAUGAUCAAAUCUAGUUAAAUCAGUUCUGUAUCAGCUCUGCAAACAUACACUUUUGUGUACUUACCAGACUUCAGGUUUCUGGGGUUCACUAUUUGUCUUACCCUUUAAGUUAAACUGUCUGUUUUUAGCAGAACUGUGCAGAAAACAUUCUGGAACAUUUAAUGAAAGCAGAAAGUAUUCUGCCAAGAUAUGACUGAUGCCCAUUGCUGCUGCCUCAGUCUCUUUGGCAUGUUGUGUUUUUUUUCUUUUUCUUAUUCACACUGAGACCAUAAUUGUUCCUGAUAUGGCAUAGAUUAGUUAAAAUAUAUCUCAAAGUACUAUGCUGUGCUGUGUUAGCCGUGAACAUACAAAUGAAGAUGUAUUAGGUCAUACAGAAUGUGUCCAACCGACUAUGGUGUUCAAAAACACAAAUUGACACCUUUCAGUGAGCUGUGUUAUCAGAUUCAUUUUUCUAUGUUACUGUGAUUAGUCUGAUUUGUCUAUAAGAAAAGUAUAUCUGCAGUUUUUCACGAAAUGCCAUUUGCAUUGAGAUUGCAGCAAAUGUAAGUGAAACCAAGUAAAAGGUACAAGUCAUUUUAAUGACAUCAAAAUGUUUCUAUCAUCAACGAUGGGGGAUGACUUAAGGUCUCUACCCUCACUUCAUUUGGUUUCGAAACUGUAAAUUUCAAUUGUAAAGCUAUUGAGAGGAAAAUAUAUUUAGCUUUCACUUAAUGUUUGACCAUCCCAAAACUGAAUAUGCUCAUGUUGAGGAAAUUACCACAGGUGAGACCAGUCUGAACACUCAAGUUGAACCCCUGAUUUAAUAGGAAACAGACCCCCCCCCCCCCCCCCCCCCCAAACACCCUCUCAGAGACCUUGGCUUUACGCACUUAUGGUGAGCCAAAAAUAAAGGCCUAAUGCAUUGUUUAAUAUAUGAAAUAUGAAAAGUUUCAACACACAUAGUCCAGAAUGUCUGUAACAAGAUAUGUUAUUCUUUCAACUUAGCCGAUAUUCUUCGGUUAGCCAAUUAGCAGUUAUUCCCACGAAACAGAUAUUCAGUUGAAUCGAUAAGAUUAUCCAUCCGGGUCACGGCACCAUGCUGUAAGAAAUUCAGUCAUUUGUAUAAGUGUUGAAAUAAUGAUCACGUUCCCGGUUGUCAAGGGAGCGAGUAAUUCAAUUAUUUAUUGUAGCAUUUGAUAGUCUAUUGUUCAUGAUGUUACAAACUCGAUCUUACAAACUCGAUCUCAAAGAAACGUCCGGUCGUCCUGUACUUUAUAGACAUCGCAAUCCAGAAUACACAACACAGUACUGUAAGGCAAUUAGCUGACUACUGUCGCGCUUUGACUGAACGUGACUUCCUGUGUACGGAUAAACUGAUGUUCUGUUGUAAUCUAAACAUAACAGGCAUACAUUCAUACAAUUCUACAGCUGAUUCUUAAUUAAACUACACACAAACUGACUUUCUUAGGAUUUUCAAAAUGUUAUUCAUAGAAUGGACUUUUUGAGGAAGAAUUGUUCAAAUUUAAAAAAUGUUUUUAAAGGUGUGUUUGAGACAAAUAAUCAAAGGUGGCAGAUUUGAAAUGUUGGCGUUACCCAAUAGCAUUGAAAGACAAACUGUUAUUUGUAUGUUGCAUUAAUUAUUAUAAUUUGAAAACAUUUUGUUUGCUCAAUUAGAUAUUUUCCUUUUCACUUAAAUGUAUUCCUAAUUUUAUUUAUUACUUGUCAUGUUUUUUGAUACAAAUAUCAUCAAGCAAUGGACCAUUCUAUGGAUUACAAUUUGUGACAAACCCAAAAAAAAAAAAGUUCUAGUUUUUUGAGGAAUCACCCAGUGGAAGUAAUGUGUGUUCCUUUACAACAGUUUAAUCUGUGCACAUUUUAGGAUGACCGUUUCUUCAUGUUUUCAUGUUUCGGUUGUCACACACUAAAUGAAUUACAUUAUUAUUGGUUUUCCAGAUAUUUAAUUUAGGUUUUCAAAGGUUAUUCCUAUAUUUUUUUUAAGGAAAGACAUUGUGCCCUAAAUAACACACAACCAUUUUAACAAUUAACCAACAUUAGAUGUUUAAGUUGAAAGUGUCCCAGACCAUACAGAAUGUGAAAUAACCAGCUUAGGUUUCUGGUGUUUUACUUCAUGGAGAUUUUGUUUUUGCCAGCUGUGUGCCUUUAUAACUUGGUAUUUGAAGGCAACUAAAGUGGUUUGAUUUGGUAAGCUUAAGAAUUCAAGCUACAUACCUUACCUUGAUUAUCUAUGAUUUUUGGACUUUUAUGACAAGCAAACAUUUUGGAGUUUUCUCCAUUUGUGCAUUAGAUCUAUUAAGCAAUCAAUGUAAAUGUUUAUGCAUUUUUCAAGCUUUUCAACCAAAGAAGUGUAGCGCUGACAAUGUCCAUAUUGAUAUGGAUAGACUUAAUAAUAAACAACUUGACAGAACUGAAUAACUCGAAAAGGAGCAUAAACUUGAAAUGCACACAAUACAGAGGAUAUAAAAAUACUUCAUUUAGAGAUUUCAGUUGUUUAUCUAGGUUUUACUUUGUCAGGACCUGUCGUAGUUGAAUAUUUUAAUUGCUAUACGUACAGAAAUUCCCAAAUCAGGUGCAGUGUACAAUUCUGAGUUAAACAAUGUGUAGUCCUAGUCUGUGUAGCAAUUUCUACCUUUAACAUCUUUGAACUUUUAAGUUAAAAUAAAUAAAACAAAUACAAUUCUUGCAA